Messenger RNA from Agrilus planipennis (emerald ash borer), 1411 nucleotides. RefSeq names its product WD repeat-containing protein 74. The coding region runs from base 175 to 1308 and encodes 377 amino acids. Lineage: Eukaryota; Metazoa; Arthropoda; Insecta; Coleoptera; Buprestidae. Gene Ontology annotation, molecular function: protein binding. The transcript has 5 exons. Gene Ontology annotation, biological process: ribosomal large subunit biogenesis. Gene Ontology annotation, cellular component: preribosome, large subunit precursor; nucleolus. The record is from RefSeq and is a predicted model, not a curated record.
UUUUCUUAUGAUUUUUAAAGUAUGACAAAGUUCGUUUUAACUGCUCUUCUGCUGUUUAGAAACUACUUCUGGCUUAUCUUCACUUCAAAAAAACAUUUAUAACCUAUAUUUUUGCAAUAUUAAAAAAUAAUUAUUCAAAUAUGGUUUAUAACUGUGAGAUGUAAAAUUGGCACAAUGAACAUACAAGAUCAAUAUUUUAUCGUAGUAGGAACUGUUCGAGGAGUUCUAGGAAGUACAAAUUGUAAGAAGGGACAAGCUAUAAAAUAUGAAUUGAAUACCGAUGAUAACGUCUCCGAGAUAACGGCUUUGCAUUGGGGUAGAACAGAAAAUGAAAUAAUAAUAGGCUAUAAAGAAGGAACAUUGAAACUAUAUAACUGUCAGCUUAACAAAUACACAAAAACUGUAGAUAUUUUGAAAGGAAAAGGAGCUGUAGUAGGUGUGGCACCCUUAGGUAGAGACAUUAUCGUAGGAAGAUACAAUGGUAUUAUAAAUAUUUGGUCAAAAACAGAUAAUCACAGUAUUCCUUUAAAUUUACAAGAAGGGAGCACUUUAGAAUGCAUGACACUAAAUGAAAGUAGAAUAAAUGUUGUUGGCACAGGAGGUAACAAAAAUGAUUUCAAAUUGUGGGAUAUUGAAACUAAACAGUGCAUUUUUAAAGCAAAAUCUUUAGCACAUGACAAUCUCAAUUUACCAAUCCCUACAUCUAUAAGAAGUAUCUGCUAUUUUCCUACAAAUGAAAAACUUUCAGCUUGUGCCACAAAAGAGGGAUAUGUGUUGUUAUAUGAUGAAAGAGCACAAAGACGACCUGUAUUGAAAUUUAUUGAACCUAAAGCAAGCUACACUGUUAUUGCAAAUACAUUCAAAGACAGACAAUGCCUUGUGGGAACUACAAAAGGCUAUUUACAGCUCAUUGAUUUAAAGUUGCCUACAAGAUGUCUGAAAACAUUCAAAUCAUUUACAGGGUCUGUUACUGACAUUGCUUAUGAUCCUGGUAAGUCUAUUGUAGCAACUACAAGUUUAGAUCGGUUUCUAAGGAUUCAUGAUUUAGAGACAAAGGAAUUGCUACACAAGGAGUAUUUAAAGCAAAGCCUUACAAAACUUAUACUAAGGCCCAAAAUCAAAGAAGAAGCUGAUGAAAAUAUUAAUACACUCAUAGUUAAUGAAAACAAUGAAGAAAAUGUAACAGAAAAUGUUGAAGAUGUGGAUGAAGAAUAUGAAGAUAUAUUUAGGAAUAUGGAAACAAUUACUGAGAAUGUUAAGCGGAAAAAUACUGAAAAAAUAAAAAAGAAGAAACUAAAAACGUCAUAAUUUAUGAUUAAAAAUAACCUUUUAAAUCAUUAAUUAUCUUAAAUAAACUUGUUUUAUAUGUUAUUAAGGUACAAUUAAUAAUAAAUGAAAAAUAUUAAUUUUA